Molecule: messenger RNA, 1557 nt
Organism: Peromyscus californicus insignis
Lineage: Eukaryota; Metazoa; Chordata; Mammalia; Rodentia; Cricetidae
Gene: Ms4a10
Product: membrane spanning 4-domains A10
Exons: 6
Coding region: 279-1241 (320 amino acids)
Biological process (GO): cell surface receptor signaling pathway
Cellular component (GO): plasma membrane
Source: RefSeq, a predicted model, not a curated record
ACUGUCAACAUUGCAACUGUCAAAAUCUGCUCGGUUUUGGAAGCGAGGUGGUUUUAAAGGAUCUUGUCCCCACAUGCAGCUCUACACAGGUGGGAGUGUAAGCAAGGGGCGGGUCCUGGAAGGAAGAGAUCCAAAGUCUAAAGCCGUAAAGAUGUUCUGAUUUCCUCCUGUGACUCUGCUGAGGCAGCUCUGGAUGAGAAAGCGCAGCUGAAGCCCACAGCACAGGUCCCUGGGACAGCCAGGGUGCCCUGCCAGAGUCAGUGACUGCACAAGCUCCCAUGAUGAUUUCCAGCAGUGGCACCGGGGAAAUCUCUCAAUGGCAGGGCCUAGAACCUGCCCAGCCUGCACAGAAAGUGGCCCAGCCCAUGCAGAAAGGGACCAAGCCCCAGCAUCUGGCUCCAAAUGGGCACCUUGAGAAGCCCCUGGAGAGAAGUGUUCUUCUGCAGAAGCUGACUGUCUUUCACAUCGCUAUUGCUUUUGCACACCUGGCCUUUGGCGGUUACCUGCUCUCCACAGUUAAGAAUCUGCACUUGGUGGUGUUGAAAUGCUGGUAUCCACUCUGGGGAGCUGUCUCUUUUCUCAUUUCAGGGAUCUUGGCAAUGACAACAAGGACAUUUCCCAAGACCUCUAUGAAGAUACUGUGCGUGACAGGAAACGUCAUCAGCUUCUUGUGUGCACUGGCAGGCCUCUUUGUCAUUGCCAAGGACCUCUUUCUGGAGAGUCCUUUUCUAUGGCCAAUCUGGAGACCAUACCCCAACGACACAGUCUAUAUCCAGAGACUGGAGCUGACCCUGCUCUGCUUCACCUUCCUGGAGAUCUUCCUGACAGGAUCCACAGCCGUCAUAGCCUGUAGGACAGAACGUCUGCAUGCCGAGGUGAGGCCUUCCUGGAGACAAACCCUCAAGACAUGGGGACGUUGGGCAGCAGAGAGCUCAGAAGGGACAGACAGCAGGCAGGGCUCACAGACUGAGUACUUAGGAGAUAUCGGGUCCUCUGUGGAACACUGCAUUCGUAUCCAUAUAAUUGACAUAGCCAUAGUGACACAUAUAAACGUAGCUUUACUUCAUCUUCUCAUCAUCCUUUCAGGCAAGUGUGUGUGUCCCACUAUACAGAUAAGUAAACUGAGACUUAGAGAACGCACACCACCUUCUAAAGCUAGACCCAGCCCAGCCCACGUUGGGAAUCCUAGCUGUGGGGGCUACUUGCUCAUGGUCAACGGGACACUGGAGGUAGAACUCUAACUCAAACCCCACCAACUAACCCCAUGGAUCUUUCUUGAUUAAUGUUAGAGAGACAGUAGUCACACAUAGGCCUCUGGAAGUUCCCUCAUCAAGCCUCAUGUGGACUUUGUGACUUCCAAAGUGAUUCUGCCAAGACACACUUCGUAAAUAGCUAAUCAUACAUGUGCUAGGCCAAUGGGGACAGUGAUUUCUCUUUGGCAGGAUAAGGAUGACACCCCUCUCGUUCCUGACGCACCUAUGGAACUUGAAGGUCUCUCGAUGGGGCCACCACCAACCUAUGAAGAUGUGGCUCAAGGUAACACACAAAUGAGCAAAC